GUGGAUUGGUUGCACCCUCCGCGAAGGACAAGCAUGACAUUUUGAAGGCUUUCACGACAAGCCUCAGGGCUAAGGUCAAGCAUAUGCCUAAAUUUUCCAUCCACCUCGAGAGCUACCCGGCAAAGCCAGAAAACUUACCGCAAGAACUCUACAAUGCAGCCUACUCCGAGGAGGCGCCGUCAGAGAAAGGUGUCACAAUGAUGGGUGUCCAGGCUCACGUGGUACCAUACCGUGAUACGCACACCUUGGUGCGUUCUGCAAAGCCCACUGGCAACUCAGCCGUGAGUCCUGAUGCAUUUUGCAUGCAGCUCAUGCAUGCGUUCUCCAAGAUGAUGCAUGGCCAAGGCGGAUCUCAAGAUAGUCUCCCAGGGUUCGAAGUGUUUUCAGGGAAGCGAAAGAACAAGGCCUUGGCCGACGCAGUAGCACCAACUGGUGCAUCAGCCGGACCAAAGCUGGCGCUGGAAGAUCAGAAAGCCGAAAAUAACUCUCAGGAAGAGAAACCUGCCAAUGAACAGGAUCAGAAGGGAGAAAUGUUUAGUUUGAGUUUGCCAGAGGAGAAGAAACCUGCUGAUCCAAAAGAUCAACUGGAUGCCAUGGUUGGGACCUUCCAGGCAAGGGGUAAAGCCAGGAAGAUUGAAGCGGAAAAGGAAAAGAACAACCAUGCAAAUGAAGAUCCACCCAAAGCCAAAGCCAAAGCGCAGCCCAAAGCCAAGGGCAAAGCGGCCUGCAAGAAGGUCGCCAAGACUGCGGUGAAGCAAUCGCCGCCCAAGACUCCCAAAGGGACAUCUUGCAAGAAGGGUUCACCGCAGUCCUCUGAAAAGCAGCCAUCUGCGGAAAAGCAGAAGGCCCCCGCGGCUGGGCAAACCUUUCAUUGGCGCGGUGGCAAGGUUCAUCGAUCAGACCGAUCGAGCUGUUGGAGGGUCUUCCUGCGCGCAGGAGACCGCAAUGACAAGAAGGUUGCCUUCAAGGAAGACUGUCAGGCAGCCUUUGUGAGAGCUUUGCGGAUGAUUGAGGAGAGCCAGUAG
Durusdinium trenchii is the source of this 1025-nucleotide messenger RNA. The record is from the annotation of a GenBank genome assembly. Lineage: Eukaryota; Dinophyceae; Suessiales; Symbiodiniaceae.